This is a messenger RNA of Aspergillus wentii DTO 134E9, 3762 nucleotides long. RefSeq lists its product as uncharacterized. The record is from RefSeq and is a predicted model, not a curated record. Gene Ontology annotation, cellular component: cytoplasm; nucleus. The coding region runs from base 1 to 3762 and encodes 1253 amino acids. The transcript is spliced from 4 exons. NCBI's taxonomy places the organism in Eukaryota, Fungi, Ascomycota, Eurotiomycetes, Eurotiales, Aspergillaceae.
AUGGAAGGGGAAGAAAGACCGAGGAAAUUGGCCAAGCUGGAUCACAGCAAAAUGCAGGAAGAUUCUGAACCCACAAUGACUGGCGCACUGGACAAACCCGAUCUUGCGGAUGCGCACAAUAAGAAGGCCGACGAUGAUGAUGUCUCUGAUAAUGAAGCCUCUCCGGCCAAUGGCGAAGAUGACGGUUUACAGACCGGAGAAACUGCUGCCGGCGACGGAAAUGAAGCAGAACCUAAACUUUCCAAACGUCAAAUGAAGAAACUCCAGCGAAGAGAAAAAUGGGAAGAGGGGCGCGAAGAUCGCAAAGUGAAGCGCAAAGAAAAGCUUGCCGCCAGGAGAGAACGGCAACGAGCUGAGUUGCAGGAAGCUAAACUGAAUGGCAAGGAAGCAACAUUAGCAGCUCGGAAAGCGCAGGAGUCGACAAAGCAGCGAUUUGCACGAUCAAAGCUCCUCCCAAUCACGUUUAUACUCGAUUGCGACUUUGACGAUCUGAUGCUCGACAAUGAGCGCAUUUCUCUUGCUCAACAGCUGACCCGUUGCUACUCCGACAAUAGCAAGAAUCCCUACCGCUCUCACCUGGUAUUGUCUUCCUUCAACAAGAAGUUAAAGGAGCGGUACGAUAAUGUUAUGGCAAAAAUGUACAAGAACUGGAAGGGUGUUCGUUUCUUCGACGAGGAUCACGUACAUGCUGCCGCACUGGCAAAGGACUGGAUGGCUGGACCAGAAGGAGGCCAGUUGGUCGGUAUGUUUACGGACAAGACAGAUGCCAAACCAGAAGAUGGAGAGAUCAUAUACCUCAGCAGCGACAGCGAGAAUACAUUGACGGAGCUGAAGCCAUACAGUACAUAUAUUGUUGGAGGCCUGGUGGACAAGAAUCGCCACAAGGGCAUCUGCCACAAGCGGGCUGUUGAAAAGGGAAUCAAGACCGCUAAGUUACCUAUUGGAGAGUAUAUCCAGAUGGCUUCCCGAUCCGUAUUGACAACCAAUCAUGUUGUUGAGAUCAUGCUUCGAUGGUUGGAAUUGGGAGACUGGGGUAAGGCAUUUAUGGAAGUGCUUCCCCAAAGAAAGGGUGGUGUUUUGAGGAAGAAGGGUGAUGAGGCAAAAUCGGAAGCUAAAUCUGAAGAUGAACAGGAUGAAGCUGAAGCUGAAAAAAAGACCAGGUCGAUUUCUUUCUCGAGUCCCUCAUCGGUUAAAGGACUAUUAUGCUCCUUUGCUGCCUGUGAUCUCUUUCUUUUUCAUUCUUCUUUCCUUCCCUGUCUUUCUUUUAUUCCCUGCCCUCCCUCCUACCCAACGAAAAUAAAUAGUUGCUGUUGCUCAGCAGCCAGGGCCAGCUCGCAACCAUGUUUAUGCUCCGCAACGGUACUGAGCAAAUAUCUCUUCGGAGAUACCUCGAAAGAAUCUAUCAUCGAAAUCCCGCAAGGCCAGCUGUAUCUGGUCCGCCCCCUCUCGCCCAAGGGAUAUUCGGAACUCAUCUUCAAGGACGCCGCUGCUUCUAUCCGGCGUACUGGACAAGACUUUCAGUACCAGCUUGUAAUCCAGAGAGCCUACGAGGAAGGCGAAGAGGAGCUUGCCGACGACGAGGACGAGCAAGGUGCCGCUGACGGUCUUGACAAGGACGAGAAGGUCUUCCUUCUUGACCAGAGUCUGCACUUCCGGUCCGAAGUUCGCGACGGUGGUGUGAAGAUUUUGGCCUGGAGUGACUUGAGUGGUGAUCUGGGUGAUCUUUUCGAAUUCGUGUGCGACCCCGCAGUCCCCUCCGACAAGGUCGCCACCUUUGAGCUUGCAGCCGUUCAGUGUCAGUACGAACGGAAGCACAGACGAAGUGCCCAAAAGGCAACCGAGUCGGAGCUGGAAGAGUUUUCCUUCCAAGAGGAGAAGCCCAUUCCGUCCGCAAGCCCCAUCGCUUCCCCGGCAACCAAAUCUCGAGCACACUCUAUCGAACCACCUGUUGAUUCGACUGCUGCCAUGGCUAAAGACGUCGAGUAUUCGCGCUCCAAGGGGCAUAUAAAACCUGCCGAUUCUGGCGUGGAACCCACGACUGCUCCACCCUCUGCAGCACAGCCUGAGGCUCAGGAAAUCCUCGCCAAAGAAUCGGCUGAGCUGCACCUGUUUGACUUUACCACCGGGACCUUCGUCCAGCAGGAUGAACAUGUGACUGCCACCGUGUCUGAAAUUGGCACAUGGCAGUAUUGGCUCCAGAUCAGUGGUAAAGAGCGGGAAUGGCUGGGGCAGGCGGUCAUCGCUGAUCUUAACCCCGUCUUCAAUUUCGAAUACCUUUCCUUUAUUUUCAACCACUAUAGCGCGGAUGGUUCUGCCUAUUCUUGGCUUCUGCGUUUCAAGGACCAGGAGACCGAGGAAAGGUUCCAAGAAGGUGUCAUGCAGGCACUUUGGGAGCAGCUGAAUGAGAUGAAAUGGAACAAGGUCAAGGAGAACGACCGAGAUUACGUCUUGGACGCUUUCCAGGAUCUUACAAUGGAAGAUCAACAAACAGAGGAACAGGAAGAGGCCGAAGCGGGAGCCGAAGCCGAAGAAGAGGAAGAGGAAGAAGACCAGGACGACGGGCAGCGCAGCGAACAUUACGAUUCGGACGAGGAGGAGGAUGAUGUUGUUACACGCGAUAGUGACGGAAACGUCAACUCGCAGCUCGCAGUUGGUUACAAACAUGACCGCUCUUUCGUCGUCCGGGGCUCUAAGAUUGGUGUCUUCAAACACACCCCUAACAACAAUCUUGAGUUCUCUACCAAUAUUUCCAAGGUUGAGACGCCCGGCGGUAAGCUGUUCAGUCCUAAGAAGGUCAUGUUGCAUGCAGAAGACACCAACAUGAUUCUUCAAAACGGCGAUGACCCCAACUCGCUGUACCGCAUGGAUCUCGAGUACGGAAAGGUUGUCGACGAGUGGAAGGUCCAUGAGGAUAUCCCAGUCAAGACUUUUGCUCCUGAGAGUAAAUUCUCGCAAAUGACCUCGGCUCAGCCCUUUGUUGGUGUUUCUCAAAACGCUCUUUACAGAAUUGAUCCCCGUCUGUCUGGCAACAAGCUGGUCGACGCGGACUUGAAGCAGUACACGGGCAAGAACGAGUUCUCUUCGGUUGCCACAACUGAGAAAGGUUACCUUGCGGUGGCAUCAAACAAGGGAGACAUUCGCAUGUUUGACAGACUUGGAAUCAACGCCAAGACCCAUAUUCCUGCCUUGGGCGAACCUAUCAUCGGUUUGGAUGUCUCUGCUGAUGGUCGUUGGGUUCUGGCUACCUGCCGAACCUAUCUCCUCCUUAUUGACUCCCUCCAGAAGGACGGCAAGAAUGAAGGCAAACUGGGCUUCGAGAAGUCGUUUGCCAAGGACUCGAAGCCUCAGCCUCGUCGUCUGGGUCUCCAGCCCGCACACGUUGCACAGUUCCAGCAUGAAACGAAACAGCCAAUCUCUUUCACUCAGGCCCGUUUCAACACUGGUGUUGAUGCCGAGGAGACCUCGAUCAUUACGGCCACUGGACCUUUCAUUAUCACCUGGAGUUUGAAGAAGGUCGUUGCUGGACGAAAGGACCCGUACACCAUCAAGCGGUACGGUGAGGACGUAAUGGCGGACAACUUCAGAUUUGGCUCCGACAAGAACGUGAUUGUCGCCCUGCCAAAUGAGGUCAACAUGGUUGCCAAGAGGAGCUUCCAGAAGCCAACCCGUGAGAGCAUUGCUGCUCCAGUCACACCCAACCGUCGUGCAAGCCGAUGGGCAAACAGAUUAGGAAGAGAUGACAUCGUCAACUCUCCCUACUAG